Messenger RNA from Aplosporella prunicola CBS 121167, 912 nucleotides. RefSeq lists its product as uncharacterized. The coding region runs from base 60 to 593 and encodes 177 amino acids. The transcript has 3 exons. Lineage: Eukaryota; Fungi; Ascomycota; Dothideomycetes; Botryosphaeriales; Aplosporellaceae. The record is from RefSeq and is a predicted model, not a curated record.
UCCCCCAAAAAAGCUCCAGCUCAUCCUGUCAACAGUUCAACUCCGCCAUUGCACGCACCAUGGCGAUAUUCGGCGCCUUCGGCAUCAUCAGGGUCAUGUGCCUCUUCCACCUCUCGGUGGCCUACUACCUGUUCACGGCGCCGCGCAUCAUCACGGACCAGAACUUCGUCCACCUGUUCGGAGAAGCAAUGGAGCUCCCCGAGCCCACCGGCUUCGCGAAACCGAGCUCCGCGACAGCUUUCGCCGCGGUCAUCCUGGCCAUCUUUGCCAUUUCCGACCUUCUCUCCUUGUCCGCUGAUGAGGAAGUUUCCUUUUCGUUCUGGUCCAACCAGCUCCCUAUCCGUCUUAUGAUCCUCUUUGGCCUUACCGGGUAUACAUACGUGUACAAGCCGGGUGGAAUUGGCGCUGCGGAGGGCAGCAAAUAUCAUCAUAAUGCUGGCGACCUCCUCAAGAACAGGCUGAUGUUUACUUGGGGCUUCUUCGAGAGCUCUAUGUUUUUCUGGGCAUACCUCAACAUUCGCCAGGAAAGGAGGGAGGUCGCUUUGCGCUUGGUUGAGAAGCGAAAGGCUGAGGCGGAGCAGCUGGGGCUUUAACUGAAUAGAUAAUGUUGGCCUAGAUUUUGAAUCACGUUUGGCUACGUAUCCAACUAUUCAGAACCCGACCUCUGGUGACCCCUUGCGGCCUUUGCCUGCCCAUUGACCAAAUCGGCACGCAAAGUGGCAGGAGCCAGUCUGACUUUCCAUCGCGGGUUGAGAAGGGGUUUCCGCGCUCGGGUUGAUGUAGCAACUUGGCCAGACUCUCGUCAUCUAACCGUAUUCUCAGUGGCCAUACAGACUGCCUAUAGAUACAUACUAUGGUCGAGUUGUACUCGUCCGGUGUGAAGAGUUGGUGAUAGUACGAACAUAGACACGC